Messenger RNA from Mugil cephalus (flathead mullet), 4393 nucleotides. It is a transcript of the gene moxd1l, whose product is annotated as monooxygenase, DBH-like 1, like. Gene Ontology annotation, biological process: octopamine biosynthetic process; norepinephrine biosynthetic process; dopamine catabolic process. Gene Ontology annotation, molecular function: copper ion binding; dopamine beta-monooxygenase activity. Bases 1805 to 3490 code for a protein of 561 amino acids. The record is from RefSeq and is a predicted model, not a curated record. The transcript has 13 exons. NCBI's taxonomy places the organism in Eukaryota, Metazoa, Chordata, Actinopteri, Mugiliformes, Mugilidae. Gene Ontology annotation, cellular component: secretory granule membrane.
UUAUCCCAGUAGUCACUACAACUAGCUACUUUGUAUCUUUCUAAUGUCCUGUCUGCUGUGGUGCGUUUACUGACCGUUCAUGCCGCUGAUAAGUGGUGCCAACUGCGAGAUCCUGAAAUAAUUUAUUAUUCCUAAAUCGCCCUCUGCUGGGCUGAGUGUGCAGUUGCACCGUAAGCCACUGGCCGUAUUUGUUUUGCAUGAGGUUUGGAACAGACCCAAAAAUCUCAGAGGCCUUUUCAUUUAGUACACUUACGUAGCUGCACUCAAUAUAGCUAAUAUUAAUAUUAAUAUAUAUCUAAUAAUAUUAAUAUAGCUAAUAUUAAAAAAAUACAGCAGCAUAGUCAGAUGCCAGCUACUGUUUUUUAUUAGUUAUGGUUGGGCAAAGUGGCUGAUUUAUCAAUUGGUAUGUUCUGUAAGUGGUAAUGGCAGUUUAAGUGUCAGUUAUUGAUUAAUUGGUCAAAAUGUUGAUUCAUGCUGAAUAGGGAUGGGAAAAUAUUGAUAUGGCAUAUAUCUCAAUAUUUUUCUUCUGAUACAAUAUCAGUUUUUAAUGUCUCAAUAUCAGUUUUAACAAAAAAAGUAAUGUUUUGGGCCAAUUGUGAACUUACCCCAAAUACUGAAGCAUCAGACAUAGCUGAAGUGCUUGUUGUGGUAAUCCCACAGAAGUGUUGGGGUUUUAAUGUAAACUUUAAAAUUGAUUUGAGGUUCCAUUUGCUGAAGAGAAUUAAGAGAUAUGAAGUGUCCUGAAAAUAGCGAUAGUUGCAGUAAAAGUACUCAAGGUGUCAGAUGGUGUGCUUGGGUUGUCAUUUAAAACGAAGUGAAUUGAAAUGUCAGUUGUUGCAAUGAAUCCAGUACAAAUGUCCAUUAAAGACUGUAGCACGGGAGGCAGUUGAAGUGUCAUUCACUGUAAAUACAGUUGUAUUGGGUUGUCAUUUAAAAAAAAAAAUGUACAUCUAAUAAAGUUUCAGUUUUCAAAUAAGUCAGUUGAAGCUAAAGUACCAGAGCCAGUUGAAGUGUCCUGUGAAGAGCUGAAGUGUUAACUCUGGCAACAACAGUUAACACUUGGUUUGUGUGGUUGCAUGUUAUUUGUUGCGUAGAAGCUCAGAGCACAUAGUUGAAGCACCAGAGAUAAUUGAAGGGUUGUCAAAAUGGUUGUAGUGUCAGUUGCAGUAAAAACAUGUGAAAUGCCGUGGAGUUUAAAAGGUAUUCAGAAUCCACUCCGACUUCAGGGGUGUAGCAUUUGAAUGCAGCAGAAAAUAUUUUUCACAUUCCUGCUGGGAGAAAUGGUUUUGGCUCGUCAAAGUGUUUGAUAUAUGAGAAGGUGACAAUGGCUGAGAGCGGCUAAUCUGUGCACCUUUCAUUUCUGCUCUUCGCUUCAUAUAUCAAACACCUGCGUCCAGCAGCAGUCUGUCUGUGGAAAGGAAAGAAAACGGGCGAGCUGUUCAGAGGGGAUACAGUUUAAACUUCUAGUUUAGGAGAAGUCUGAUUACUGUCCCGAGUCACAGGUAUGAAUGAGUAAGCAGGUUCAGAUUUAACACUGAGUGUAAGCUUCGGGGAAAUCCUUGAAUUUGAAGCCAUUGUGAAGGUGAAUGAAACGAAGGAGUCCCACUGAGAGCACAGAAAAGUGCUGCGUUGUUCCACAAGGGCAAAUGCUAAAUGACUGAGCACCCUUUUGCCUACGGUAUCGCUUGAGUUCAUCUAGCAGUGUGCAGGUGUGUCCCGAGGGUGGGGGGGAUGGGUGGGAGGACAUUGGCAAAUCCACAGACACUGAGCUCAGUUUGAAGACUUCCAGCCUCGCGGAGACAUCAUGCGUGCUCUGCUUCCUCUCGUCUCCUUGCUGCUGGCCUGGAGCGAAGGGACACGGGCAUCAGACCCUACUUUGCCCUUCAUGGAGUACCUGGACGAGGGCCACCUUGUGUGCCUCAAGUGGGGCUUUGAUAAUCUGAAAGAAGAAAUAACCUUUAAGCUGGUGGUCAACUCGACGGGCUGGGUGAGCUUUGGUUUGAGUCCAAGCGGAGGCAUGGCGGGGUCGGACAUCGUCAUGGGGGGACUUGAUUCCGGCACAAGCUACUUCACAGAUCGUCAUGCCACAGGUAAUUCUAUGCCCAAAGUGGACGAGCAGCAGAGCUACACUCUCCUCUCUAUGGCUGAAGAAGAAGGACAAACCAUCAUGGCUUUUAAAAGGCCCUUCCAAACGUGUGAUGACCAAGACCUCCCUAUCACCGCCCAGCCCAUCAAGCUAAUCUAUGCCUAUGGAAUAACAGAUGAGAUCGGUUAUCACGGGGCCCACAGAGGCACCAAGGAAGUAAACCUGCUGAAUUACGAGCAAAGGACCAUGCUGACCAACUCCGACUAUAUCACUAUCAAAAUGGACAAUAUCACUUUGCCUCCCACGACGACCUCCUAUUACUGCAAGAUCAUGACGCUACCCAGGUUUACUACAAAGCAUCAUAUAUAUAUGACUGAGCCGAUAAUUGAGAACCAUGAUGUCGUUCAUCACAUGGUGCUGUAUCGCUGCCCCCCCUCUGUGACCGAACCGUAUGAGGGCGAUUGCAGCAAGAGCCAGAGUGGGAUUUACUGCCUCGGAGUAGUGGCUUCGUGGGCAGUUGGAGGACGGCCGUUUGAGCUUCCAGGAAAUGCCGGCAUUUCUAUUGGAGGCAUGGGCAAUGAUACACUUUAUAAACUGGAGAUCCACUACAACAACCCAGCCAAGAGACCAGGUAUAACAGACAGCUCCGGACUAAAACUGUACUACACCUCCCAACUCCGCCAGCAUGACGUCGGCAUCCUGACCACAGGUGUGCUGUCACUGGGUGGACUACAGUACAGCAUCCCUCCUAAAGCCAAGCAGUUCCACACCUACGGCAUCUGCAAAACUGCUCACUUUUCCCAGUUUGUAAAGCCUGUGCCUAACCUUGAAGUAUUUGCUGUGCUGUUGCAUACUCACUUGGCUGGGAGGAAAGUCAGAGUUGGCCACUUCAGAAAUGGAAAGCUGGUUGACUUCUUGGGCCUAAAUGAAAACUACGACUUUGAGAUGCAACAAAUUGUGACUUUGGGAAGCAUUAAGACAAUCCAGCCGGGUGAUGAGAUCACAGUGGAGUGUACCUACAACACUGAGGAUCGUAUCGAAGACACAAAGGAUGAGAUGUGCCUGGCCUUCCUCUUCUACUACCCCGAAAUCAAGAUCGCAAAUUGCAUCAGCCACCCCAACACAUCAAUGAUCAGCGUGAAUGAAGAACCUACCGGGGAAUCAGACCAGGAUGAAAUUGCCGAGCAUGAGAUGCUAUUGAAGACGCUGCCACAAAUUCAGAUAGUCUCAGAUGACAAUAGCACAGUGAAUAUAUUUACAGAUUCUGUGGGAAUUGUCAAUGAGAUGAUGAAGACACCCGCUGCUGCUUGUAAGAUUACCAACGCGUCAAACAGACUGCGCGCUUUCUGGAUUGUGAACUACGCAGGAAUUGUACUACUGCUAACCAGGAUUGGGAUAUUGUAACAUGGUAGAAGGAGCAACAGAUCCCAUUGCACUCUGAAUAAAAGAAGCGACAGAAGAAAAAAAAAAUCUUAAUUAUAUGCAACAGUGCAUUCUCUAGGCUUUCAUUUCCUCAUUUCCUUACAUGUAUUUUCUGUGUUGUUAAUCACCAAUCAGAGAGUCAUACAGUAAUACGUAGAGAAUUACACUGUAAAAUGUAUUGCUGCUACUGUAUAUCUUAAUUUAUGCUGAUUAAGGGUAGUUUGAUUUCAUAUUAAUAAUAAUUCAUGUGAUUCAGGAGUGAACAUUUGUAUUACAAUUUUGCAGUACAAUGUUAGGUAAAUAUACAGAUUGCUCAUCUUUUUGAACAAUGUUGCAAAUCAAUGAAUAGGGCUGCAUAGUCGUGAUGACAGAUACGAUAUGUGGUAUGUUUUUUAUUUAAUCUGCUGGAUCAGACAAACAGUUACUGAGCAAACCUGACAAAUUUAAAAGUAAGCAAUAAGCUAACAAACUAUCACCACAGUUCAUAUUAUAAACUUCUAAUUAUACUUCUAAUUUAGUCAUGAAUGAUCAGCCACAAAAUGUAUUAAAAUUUAAAGCACCAAUAUAAAGGCACUUAUCUCUGUUUGUAUACCUUUUGAUCUUUUCAUUAGGUACUGUAAGUUGAUUUUUUUUUUAUAUGUAUAUAUACGUAUAAGAGUUUCAUACAUAUAAACUUGACGCAUGAUUGAAAUUGUUUUGGUCAAAUGUUUUCUCUGUAAUGUUCCCUUCAGGUCUAGAUUCACGUCCACAUUUAUACUCUUUCAGUUUUACUGUUUUGAUUUGGAUUUUAACCAAAUAGAAAGUGAAAGAAGUGGAAAAAGUGCGUAAAUGCACAUCCCCCAUUUUCUUCUUUAGAAAUGGGAUUUUUUUGACUCAAAGUUUCAG